AUGAUCAUCAACGGCGAGGCGGUGCCGGUGGGCGAGGCCCGGUACCAGCUGGCCCUUUACCGCCACGGAACUUUUAUCUGCGGGGCGGCGUUGAUUGCGCCGAGGACGGCGAUCACUGCUGGGCACUGUGUUUACGGGUUCAAAGACCGACCGCAGCUGUUUCGCAUUCGCUACGCCACCCUCUACCGAAACAGCGGCGCCGAGCUGCCCGUCAGCCGGAUUAUCCUUCACCCCUACUAUAACACCUCUACUUUUGACUACGACGUGGCCGUCCUCUGCACCGAGACGCCCUUUACGGCGGGCGUCAACGCCCAGGUGGUGGAAAUAGCCGCCGCGGCGCCGGUGGCCGGCACGCGGGCG
Rhagoletis zephyria (snowberry fruit fly) is the source of this 360-nucleotide messenger RNA. NCBI's taxonomy places the organism in Eukaryota, Metazoa, Arthropoda, Insecta, Diptera, Tephritidae. The record is from RefSeq and is a predicted model, not a curated record.